This is a messenger RNA of Micromonas commoda, 897 nucleotides long. RefSeq lists its product with no specific name. Gene Ontology annotation, biological process: glycoprotein catabolic process; protein deglycosylation; protein quality control for misfolded or incompletely synthesized proteins. The record is from RefSeq and is a predicted model, not a curated record. The transcript has a single exon. The annotation marks the transcript as partial. NCBI's taxonomy places the organism in Eukaryota, Viridiplantae, Chlorophyta, Mamiellophyceae, Mamiellales, Mamiellaceae. Gene Ontology annotation, cellular component: cytosol; nucleus. Gene Ontology annotation, molecular function: peptide-N4-(N-acetyl-beta-glucosaminyl)asparagine amidase activity.
AUGGACCCGGACGAAGCCCUCGCCCGCGCUCUUCAGGAAGAGGAAGACCGCGCCGCCGCCGCCGCGCUCCUCGCCGCCGAGCGUCAAGACGGCGGGGGCGAACACGCGCGGCGCGUCGCAUUCGGCGCCCGGCUCGAGUCGGGGGUGCGGACCGCGCUGGCUUUCGAGGAUCCCGCCGCGCGCGCGCACGCGCUGAGCGUCGUGCCCGUCGACAGGCUCGAGGCGGAGGCCGCCGCGCUCGUGGCGGAGUCGGAGGCGGCGGCGAACGCGCACGACGCCGAGGACGGGGACGACACAGCUGGCGCGAAGCCCCUGUCGCUCGAGGACGCCGUGCUGCUCCGCGCGCUCCGAUGGUUCAAGCGCGAGUUCUUCACGUGGUGCGACAAGCCCGCGUGCAAGACGUGCGGGUUCAAAGACGUCCGGCACGAGGGAACGGGCGAACCCACCGCGGAGGAGCGCGCGCACGACGCGGGGCGGGUCGAGACGUACAGGUGCCCGCUGUGCCAGGCGGUGACGCGUUUUCCCAGGUACAACGACGCGCGAAAGCUGCUGGAGACUCGGACGGGCCGGUGCGGCGAAUGGGCCAACGCGUUCACGCUGAUUUGCCGCGCGAUGGGGUACGACGUCCGGUGGUGUCUCGACUGGACCGAUCACGUGUGGACGGAGGUGUGGAGCGUCUCGCAGAACAGGUGGCUUCACUGCGACAGCUGCGAGGACGUCUGCGACAAGCCGCUGCUCUACGAUAAAGGCUGGGGGAAGCGGCUUACGUACGUGGUGGCGUUCGGCAAGGACGAGGCGGUGGACGUGACGCGGCGGUACGUCGCGGACUACGCGCGGUGUCUCGGACGACGGACGGAGUGUCACGAAGAGUGGCUGGCGGCGACGUUGGGGGCGCUC